GGCUGGGCUGGGCUGCGCUGGGCUGGGCUGGGCGGGCCGAGCUCACCACCCAUCAGCUCCGCCAGGGGAAGCUGCUCUCUAACCAAGCCUCGGGAGCCAAGCAAGUCAGAUCUACCAGUGAGCCUCCGGCCUUGAAAACUGACAAGAGUGUCUGAAAACCCCGUCCAGCUCUCCAAUGGCCAGCAACAACACCGCCAGCAUAGCACAAGCCAGGAAGCUGGUAGAGCAGCUGAAGAUGGAGGCCAACAUCGACAGGAUAAAGGUGUCCAAGGCGGCUGCGGACUUGAUGGCCUACUGUGAGGCACACGCCAAGGAAGACCCCCUGCUGACCCCAGUCCCGGCCUCAGAAAAUCCCUUUCGGGAGAAGAAGUUCUUCUGCGCUAUCCUUUAAGUCUCUGAGAGGAGGCUGAAGAGCACCGGGGCUCCUGGGACAUUGGUGUAGAGUUCCUAACAAAGUGGGCGCCUUUCUCGUCCACAGCAUUUAAAGAGAGGAAGGAGAACCAUCCUGGACACUCCGGGCUGUGCAUGUUUAACGAACUGUCCCCUUAUGAGAAUGGAAGCUGAUUCCACGUCCCAACUUUAGAGAUCUGACCCAGCAGACCUGCCUGGAGGAGGGGAAUGUAUAAAAAAAAACAAAAACAAAAUCGAUGUCACUUCUUUUCUGCUAUCCCUCUAAAACCUUACAUUUCUGCUUCAUAUUUAAAAACAAAAUAAACAUUAAAGCCGGUGUCCUGA
This is a messenger RNA of Peromyscus leucopus (white-footed mouse), 735 nucleotides long. RefSeq names its product G protein subunit gamma 2 (gene Gng2). Gene Ontology annotation, biological process: G protein-coupled receptor signaling pathway. The transcript is spliced from 4 exons. Gene Ontology annotation, cellular component: heterotrimeric G-protein complex. Lineage: Eukaryota; Metazoa; Chordata; Mammalia; Rodentia; Cricetidae. Gene Ontology annotation, molecular function: G-protein beta-subunit binding. Bases 176 to 391 code for a protein of 71 amino acids. The record is from RefSeq and is a predicted model, not a curated record.